Xenopus tropicalis (tropical clawed frog) is the source of this 3948-nucleotide messenger RNA. It is a transcript of the gene sfi1, whose product is annotated as SFI1 centrin binding protein. The record is from RefSeq and is a predicted model, not a curated record. The transcript has 33 exons. Lineage: Eukaryota; Metazoa; Chordata; Amphibia; Anura; Pipidae. The coding region runs from base 446 to 3877 and encodes 1143 amino acids.
GGACGUUUAACGUCAGCCCGUGACGUAACAAGGCGGUCCUACGGAAACUUAACCCCCUGAAGCCUGUGGCUGAACAGAUCACGUGAUAGGCACAAUACAGCAAAGUCAUUCAAUUCAAAACGACAGCGUAAAGUUGAUCCUCCUGUCACAUCUGGAAACCAGCGCCCCCAAAAUAGCCGUCUUAUACCAUAUCGUGUGACAUACACAUGGAACCGUGGAGGGAGGCUAAAAGAAUUGCGCAUAAGGCAUCUGGCCAGAAAAUUCCUUUACUUGUGGGUGAAAAAAACAUUUGGAAGAGUCCUUCCAUCUACUGCCAGGUGUCCCUGCUAGAGGAGGCAGUAGGAGGGAGCCUGACAUCUCGCAUACUCAUUCCCUGCUCCAUUAUUCUCGCCGCUUGCUACACUUCUGUUUUCAUCGGUGGCAGGAGGAAUGGUGGCUCUUGUGCAUGGAGUGGAAACUUAAUAUCAGAGCUGAGUGCCACAACAGGUAUGUCUUAUACAAAAUGUGUUUCUAUGCCUGGAGGAAAUAUAUUUCAUUGCAGCAGAGGAAAAAGUUCAAGGUUCAGGCUGCAGAGAUCCAUGCACAGACUCAUUUAAAGCAUCAGGCACUUCACCAUUGGAAAAAUUAUGUGAAAAUACGCAGAACCAAGCAGCGUAUGCUGUUAAUUGCGCUGGAAUUCAGAGAACAACAAGACCUUAGAAACUCCUGGUACAUGUGGGUACUACGGUUAGAGCAGCAACAGAGCUACCGUGAUAUGGACAUGCUGGCUUUAAAUCACUGGGCUGUGAGCCUGCAAAACAGGGCUUGGCUGCAGUGGAGAGAGAUUUAUGUACAUAGAAUAUCUGAGAAGAAAAAGGUUUUGCAAGCAGUAAAGCAUAAUCGAAAAUGCAAGUUACAAGCGGCGCUGAAAGCCUGGCAGCUAUACUUAUGUUAUCGUCGAGAGAAACGACGGCAUCAAAUGAUGGCUGUUCGUUUGCAUCAGAAUUUUCUAACAAAGAGAUACUUCUUAUACUGGCACCACGCAUUGGAGAAAGUUUGGAGUAUGCACAGAAUAGAAAAACAUAUUGAGGCUUUGGCUGUACGCUGCCUGCUGCGAAGGACUCUAACACAUUGGAAAAAUUACAUGAUGGUACAUUCCGAGAAUAUUAGGCUGCAAAAAGUAGCAGAAGCGUAUCACAGAAACAACAUAAUGAAAUUAGGAUUCCACGCCCUGAAAAAUAAUAUAAACCAAGUUCGCAUAUAUCAACAACAAAGUCUUCAGGCUGUCCAGCAAUACCAAAUUAUGCUUAUCCAUAAGUACUGGACUGUAUGGAAGUUACGCUUGGAACAGAAAGAGGAAGAAAAACUUUUGACAUUGACAUUAACAGCACAUGCUCAUUACAGGUCGGUGUUAAUACAGAAGUCUUUCAGGGUGUGGUUACAGUACAGACAGAAAAGGAAACUGAAGCAGGUGCUAAAUAAAACAGCGUAUAGUCACUAUGCAAAAUCCUUAUUGCCUCACAGCUUUCAAGUGUGGAGGAAACAUCAAGAACAUCAAUGGCAGAAAAGACACAUGGUAGAAAAAGCAACACAGUUUCACAGGUAUACUGUACAGAGAAGAGUACUCUUCACAUGGCAUAAGGAGUUAAGCCAACAGAGGGAAUAUCGCCUGAGUGAGAGAAUGGCUAUACUACAUUUUAACUGGAGGCUAUUAGAACAAUGUUGGUACUCCUGGAAAAAUCAGUUAGUUCUCCACAUAGCAGAAAAAAAAGGCAAUUCUGAAGCUGCUGAACAUCACAGGAGACAUCAGUUGCUAAAUGCCAUGACCAUAUGGAAGGAACACGUACUGGAGAUAAAGGCAGAGAGAGCUCGAGAGGAGAAAGCCAUACUUCACCACCGUGUGCUUUGCAUGCAGAAUGCCUGGAACCACUGGAAAUGGUUUUUGUUUCAGAGACAUGAAAAGUGGAAAAAACAAGUCAGGGCUGAUCUACACUACCAGCGCAACUUGCUUGCAAAUGUAUUUCAGGCAUGGAAACAUUAUCAUAUUAGUGUACAGGACAUACUGCAUCAGGUGAAGGAGAAAGAGAAGCAAAAAAAUGAAUCUUUCUUGCGAGGUGCACUGUGUAGCUGGAGGAAUCAAGCAUCUGCUCAGGUUCUGGAGAGAAGGCAGGAAAGACUUGCAAUUAUUCACUACAGGGCUACAACUCAAAUAAAGGUUGUUCGGGCAUGGAGAGAUUCUGCAGCUGUGCUGGCACAUUGUAGGCAGAAAAAGGCAGAGGAAGUGAAAGAGGCAAUGCUUUUUCUACAGAAAAGAAAGCUUCAGUGUUUCUUUAUGCACUGGAGGCAACUAAGUUACACAACAAGGGACCUUCGUGUUAGAAUGGAGGCAGCCGCAACGCAUCAUGUAAAAAAUUUGCUGAAGAAUUGCAUGACAAAAUGGAAAGCUUAUCGUGCUCACUGCUUACGGAAAAUGCUACUCCAGCGUCAAGGAGCCUGGUUUGCAGAACAGAGACUUAGCCGAAAUUGUCUUAGACAGUGGUGCCAAAUGCUGGUAGAAAAGCAACAGCAGGACAAGAAGACUGUGAAAGCUUUAUGGAACUGGUCCCUUACACUGCAGGGAAAGGUGUUUGAUGGCUGGCUAUCUUAUGUCUGUGAGCGUCGGCGAAAAAAGGAUCGCAUUGUAGCAGCGGUAGAACUGUAUCGUGCAGAUCUACUGCAAACUGGAGUGACCAGAAUCCUAAAUUAUGCAUCUGGCAUGAAACAAUUCAGAUCUCAUCUGAACACUCAGCACCAAGUAAAGGAAGUGCAGAUGCAAAAUGCCGCAGCUCGUCGAUGUGCCAUAAUCUGGAAGGAGAAGGUCUUCAGAAGGCUCCAUCAAAAAACUUCUCAGAAGAGGGUGACUUUCAGUACUUCGAAAGCUGAUUCAUUAUCUACAGAAGAAGAGACCUAUUCAACAAAGACCUCAAGGGAAAUAAUGUGUGCCGUACCCUUGACUAGUGGGGAGCCCACGCUAAGUGUAAUUAGCAAGUUGCGAGCAGAGAGAACAAAACCCCGCAGCCCUGAGUUCCUGCUGCAGUCACUGGAGAGAGAGGGACUACUGAAUGCUGUGGUCAGCAGCUGCAACACAAGAAAAGAUUCAGACGAAGAGUCCUUGGCCUUGAAAAUGCCUCUACAGAAAGUCCAAGCAACAAAUCCUACCAAACAACUUCCUGGUCUGCCUCUGCAACACACAUGCACUUCUUGUGUAACAAAGGAGUCCGCUGCUGCAAUUCAGCUUCCUCCUACCCUAGGUUCUGCAGCAUCAUCAGAACCUCAUCAGUUGAUCCCAAACCAGGCUUCAUCUUGUUCAACACUAAUGCCUCCAUCUUCUUUUGUUCCUCUGGUUCAAAGCAAGAUAGACAUAGCAAAAAGUGCUCUUCCACACAUUAGAGAACAGCCUCAGAUAAAGAACCUCUCCAGCACAGAAUUCUCCGAUUUUUCAUGUCAGCUACUGUCACCAACUGAUUUCCUUCAAGGCAUUGGGCCCCAGGCCCAAAGUGGUACUACUGCAAUUCAAAUGGGAAAAAGUCCAGAGAAACCAAAAGAGAGCAAACAGACUGAUACCCUUAAAAAUGAACUUCUAGAGAUUCAAAGAAUUAUGCAGCAAUACCAAGACCAGAAAGAGGAGCUCAAGGAUUGGCGCAGACAUGCAGGAGUGCUACGCAGGUGGCUGAAAACCAGUGACCAUGUGCUAGACCCUUAUGAACAAUCACUCAGAAACGAAGUGCAGACUGAACUGCAGCAGCUCGAAGUGAAGAUUGAAGAGCACUCACAGCUGCUAAUCUCAAACAAGAGACAAAUGCAGCUUUAUAUUAGUCGCCUUCAGGAGAUCAGAGCAUCAAUGGACUUAUUGUUAUAAUUUUCUGUAACACUUCAUGCCAAAGUCUGCAUACUUUUCUAUAAAACUGGAACAACUUUCUAUGAAAACCA